Plasmopara halstedii is the source of this 255-nucleotide messenger RNA. RefSeq lists its product as uncharacterized. The transcript is spliced from 6 exons. NCBI's taxonomy places the organism in Eukaryota, Oomycota, Peronosporomycetes, Peronosporales, Peronosporaceae. The record is from RefSeq and is a predicted model, not a curated record. Bases 1 to 255 code for a protein of 84 amino acids.
AUGAACAGGAGUCUAUAUUUCCGCCUAUAUUUUUACACAAGACCUUUCAAUUUUCGGCUGCUUAUUCAUGCAGCUUAUAACAGACACAUCAAUGAAAAAAUAAAUUAUCAAAUAGACGGCCUGGUCAAACUCGACCGUGACAAACGAUACGAUAUAGUGAAAUAUCUGUUCUGUUGGAUAUAUACUGGUGAUGUAGAAUGCCUAUAUGAUGAUAAGAAAGUUGUACGUGAACUUUAUUUGCAAGAAAACGUCUAA